Messenger RNA from Parnassius mnemosyne (clouded apollo), 666 nucleotides. The record is from the annotation of a GenBank genome assembly. Lineage: Eukaryota; Metazoa; Arthropoda; Insecta; Lepidoptera; Papilionidae.
AUGCCGAAAGCAGUAAAAUUACAUAGUAAGGGGAAACCUACCAGUAUACAGAAAGCAAAUAAAAUAGGCAAGGAUAAUUCAGAUAAUAGAGAUUCUGAAGAUACUACUAGAGAGUUUCAACUACAGCUAUGUUGGUGUAUACAGCAGUUAGAACGUUCCUUAAACGAGAAAAAAGGCAACGAAAAACAGUUGCAAGAAGCAUGGAAGGUGUUAACUGUACUGAAAAAUAAUAAUCAACCCAUAAUUAGAAAGAGACAAUUAAUGAGAACACAUUUUGGUGACUACAGGGCGAAAAUGGCAGCAGAAGAAAAAAAAUUAGCAAAAAUGGCAAGUAAAAUGAAAAUAUCAGAGAGCCCUGCACAACCAAAAGCCACAUUUCUGAGAAAAUCUGCAUUUCUGACUACAGGUGAUAGUUCAUUUAGAUUCAAUUUUAAUAUUCCUCCAGAAACAAACGAUAACAGUAACACUGGCAGCAAUACAGUAAUUAAAAAUGACAAUACUGAAGUUUUAGAUGUGUCGUUGAUGUCAGACGUCAGGUCUUCUUGUGUUAAUAAAGAAACAUUCAAAGAUAAUAAAAGUGAAACAAAAGAAAAUGAGGAAAAAAAGUUUAAAUUUACUUUUUCUUCUACUGAUUUUAAGUUUAAUUUUAACGUUGACGAUUCUUAA